AAUCGCGUCCGACUUGAGUACAAAAACAGCUUUCGUGAAGGACUCGUGCUUUCGGUCAUUGAGCUUGAUUUCCAUCUAGUUUUGAGCGAAACUCUUGGUAAAAAGCAACAGAAUAAGCAGCCAUGCCGAAGAACAAGGGAAAGGGAGGAAAGAAUAGGAAGAGGGGAAAGAAUGAAGCAGAUGAUGAAAAGCGUGAACUUGUGUUUAAGGAAGAUGGGCAGGAGUAUGCCCAAGUGCUUCGCAUGCUGGGCAAUGGCCGGUGUGAAGCAAUGUGCAUUGAUGGCACCAAGCGUCUUUGCCAUAUCCGAGGGAAGAUGCACAAGAAGGUCUGGAUUGCAGCCGGUGAUAUCAUCCUUGUUGGACUUCGUGACUACCAGGAUGACAAGGCUGAUGUGAUCCUCAAGUACAUGCCAGAUGAAGCCAGGCUCCUGAAGGCAUAUGGUGAGCUUCCCGAGAGCACACGUCUCAAUGAAGGAAUCCUUGAUGAUGAAGAGGAUGGUGGUGCUGAUGACUAUAUUGAGUUUGAGGAUGAAGAUAUUGAUAAGAUUUAGGCUUUGGAAUCAAUUCUGUAUGGAUUUUAUCCUUAGCUUUUAUAAGAUUUGUGUUUAAUGACACUAUUUUAUGUCAAAACUCAUAAGCGCAGUUUGCAAGUUCAGAUUUUCAGGUGGUGAAUUGGUUUGUGUUCCAUGUAACACCUGCUGUUACUAAUGAAUGGCUAUUAUGUUUGUUGUGUUGGUGCUC
Corylus avellana is the source of this 741-nucleotide messenger RNA. RefSeq names its product eukaryotic translation initiation factor 1A. NCBI's taxonomy places the organism in Eukaryota, Viridiplantae, Streptophyta, Magnoliopsida, Fagales, Betulaceae. Gene Ontology annotation, molecular function: translation initiation factor activity; RNA binding. The record is from RefSeq and is a predicted model, not a curated record. Gene Ontology annotation, biological process: translational initiation.